Ananas comosus (pineapple) is the source of this 4275-nucleotide messenger RNA. RefSeq names its product structural maintenance of chromosomes protein 3. Bases 274 to 3885 code for a protein of 1203 amino acids. Gene Ontology annotation, biological process: mitotic sister chromatid cohesion. The transcript is spliced from 31 exons. Lineage: Eukaryota; Viridiplantae; Streptophyta; Magnoliopsida; Poales; Bromeliaceae. The record is from RefSeq and is a predicted model, not a curated record. Gene Ontology annotation, cellular component: chromosome. Gene Ontology annotation, molecular function: protein binding; ATP binding; ATP hydrolysis activity.
UCUCUCUCUUUUUCUCUCUCCUCCUCGCGCUCCCUCUCUUUACCCUUUCCCGCUCUUCGUUUUUUUAGUCAUCUCCUCGUUUCGCCCUCUCCCCUCCUCUUUCUCUCUCUUUCUCUCUCCUCUCUCUCUCUCCACGAAGGUCGUCGCGCUCACCUCUACGCAUCGAUCGCUAGGCGACGCGGGGAAACCCUAACUCUCGUAUUUGCCUCUUGAUCUCCUCGGGGAAAUUGGUUCACCAUUGGUCUUGGAUGGUGUUUUAUAACUGUUUCAACGAUGUAUAUAAAGAAGGUUAUAAUUGAAGGGUUUAAGAGCUACAAAGAAGAAGUUUCUACAGACCCCUUCAGCCCCAAAGUAAAUUGCGUUGUUGGCGCCAAUGGAUCCGGAAAAACGAACUUUUUCCAUGCUAUAAGAUUUGUCCUCAGCGAUCUAUUUCAAAAUUUGCGCAGCGAAGAUAGGCAUGCCCUUCUCCAUGAAGGUGCCGGACAUCAAGUUGUGUCUGCUUUUGUUGAGAUAGUGUUCGACAAUUCGGACAAUCGCAUUCCAGUUGAUAAGGAGGAGGUGCGCUUGCGCCGUACAAUUGCAUUGAAAAAGGAUGAGUAUUUCUUGGAUGGAAAGCAUGUCACCAAAACUGAAGUUAUGAAUUUGCUGGAAAGUGCUGGUUUCUCUCGCUCGAAUCCAUACUAUGUCGUCCAGCAGGGGAAGAUAGCAUCCCUUACCUUAAUGAAGGACUCUGAGCGUCUAGAUCUUCUUAAGGAGAUUGGUGGGACCCGUGUUUAUGAAGAAAGACGGCGUGAGAGCUUGAAAAUAAUGCAAGAAACUGGUAAUAAGAGAAAGCAGAUAGAUCAAGUUGUUCAGUACUUGGAAGAGCGAUUAAGGGAACUGGACGAAGAGAAAGAAGAACUGAGGAAGUAUCAGCAGCUGGACAAGCAGCGAAGGUCUCUGGAGUAUACCAUUUUGGACCAUGAAUUAAAUGAUGCUAGGAAGGAUUUGGCAGAGAUAGAUGAGAACAGGAAAAAAAUUUCUGAGAAGAUGUCUAGUGCCGACAAUGAAGUGGUGGAUGUUCGUGAAAAGAUUAAAUCGUUGGAGAAGGAAAUCAAAGGCUCAGCGAAAGGCAUGCAUGAUUUAAGAGAAAAGAAAGAGGGGAUCGAGAAGAAACGAACUGAGGCAUUAAAAGUGCAUGCACAGGUUGAGCUGGACUUGAGAGAUGUAGAAGAAAGAAUUUCAGGGGAAGUCCGAGCAAAGGAUGAAGCUGCAAAGCAGUUGGAGAGCUUGAGGAGAGAGAUUCAAGAAUCCAGGGAUGAACUUAAUUCAAUCCGGCCAGUGCACCAGGCAAAAGUGGCUAAAGAGGAGGAAAUAGCUAAGAGCAUAAUGGAUCGUGAGAAGCAGCUGAGCAUUCUGUACCAGAAACAAGGGCGGGCUACCCAGUUUGCGAGCAAAGCUGCUCGCGAUAAGUGGUUGCAAAAGGAAAUUGAUGAUCUUGAACGUGUACUUUCAUCAAACAUGAAGCAGGAAGCGUUACUUCAGGAUGAAAUUCAGAAGCUCAAAGAUGAGGAACAUAAGCUGGAAAAGUAUAUAGAGGAUCGAAGAGGUAAAGCAACAGAGAUAGAAUCAUUCAUAACAAAAGGCCAAGAAGAGUAUAGUAGUUUGAGGAGACAGAGGGAUGAACUGCAAGACAUCAGGAAGUCUUUAUGGAAGGAAGAAACAGAACUUUCAGCUGACAUUGACAGGCUAAAAUCAGAUCUUUUAAAAGCCCAGAAGAGCCUUGACCAUGCCACUCCAGGCGACACAAGAAGAGGGCUGAAUUCUGUCAAUAGGAUCAUCAAGGAUCAUAAUAUUAAAGGUGUAUUUGGUCCAGUAUUGGAGUUGGUUGAGUGUGAGGAGAAGUUUUUUACUGCUGUUGAAGUCACUGCUGGAAAUAGCUUGUUCCAUGUGGUUGUUGAAACAGACGAUAUAUCAACUAAGAUAAUAAGAUAUCUAACGGCAGAGAAAGGUGGAAGGGUGACAUUUAUACCACUUAACAGGGUAAAAGGUCCGGAGAUGAACUAUCCACAAAGUCCUGAUGUUGUGCCUUUGCUAAAGAAGCUGAAAUAUCGUUCUGAUUAUGCUCCUGCUUUUAUGCAGGUAUUUGGCAGGACGGUGAUAUGUCGUGACUUGGAUGUGGCAACCAAAGUUGCCCGAAAUAACAGUCUUGACUGCAUCACGUUGGAAGGUGAUCAAGUAAGCAGGAAAGGUGGUAUGACAGGCGGAUUCUACGAUUUUAGACGUUCAAAACUGAAGUUUGUGAAGAUAGUCAGGGAAAAUAAGACUUCUAUCCACAAAAAGACAGUGGAAUUAGAGGAAAUUGGGAAGAAACUCAAAGAGAUAGACCAGGAAAUAACAAAACUAGUUACCAGACAACAGCAGAUGGAUGCAGACCGUGACCAUGAAAAGUCAGAAUUGGAACAACUUAAAACUGACAUUGCCGGUGCAUUUAAGCAGAGGCAAUCAAUUACAAAAUCUCUGGAGAAAAAGGGAAAGUUACUUGCAAAUGUCCGUAACCAGAUUGAUCAAAUCCGAUCUGGUAUCGCAUUGAAACAAGCAGAAAUGGGAACAGAGCUUAUUGAUCAGUUAACACCUGAAGAAAGAAAUCUUCUUUCAAGAUUAAAUCCUGAAAUUACAGAAUUGAAAGAGAUGCUUCUGUCUUGUAAAACUAAUCGAAUUGAGAUUGAGACGAGGAAGGAGGAACUAGAAACCAAUCUUUCAACUAACCUUGUGAGGCGACAGCAAGAGCUGGAAGCAAUUAUCUUAUCAGCUGAUUCUAAGACCGUAAUAGUUGAAGCUGAAUCAAAAAGGCAGGAGGUUAAGAAUUCUAAAUCUACUGUUGAUGAGCUGACCCAACAGCUCAAAGCUGGUGUUGAAGCAAUAAAUAGUCUAACCAAAAAGACAGAUGCAAUAAAAAAACAAAAGGAAGAGCUAAAGUCACUUGAAGCAAAACUUGAGCGAAUACUUCAAGAUGGAGCAAGAGACUUAGAUCAGUUGAUGAACAGUAGGAGUAUGCAUAUCACUAAGCAAGAGGAGUGCAUGAAGAAAAUCAGGGAUUUGGGCUCGUUGCCUUCAGAUGCUUUUGAAACGUAUAAGAGGAAAAGCAAAAAGCAAUUACAGAAGUUGCUCUAUGAGUGCAAUGAACAGCUAAAGCAAUUUAGUCAUGUUAACAAGAAGGCUCUUGACCAAUACGUGAAUUUCACUGAGCAACGUGAACAACUACAGAGAAGACGAGCUGAACUUGAUGCAGGCGAUCAAAAAAUUAGGGAACUUAUUUCAGUUUUAGAUCAACGGAAGGAUGAAUCAAUUGAACGAACAUUCAAGGGAGUAGCAAGGCAUUUUCGAGAAGUGUUUGCUGAGCUCGUGCAAGGUGGCCAUGGCUACUUGGUUAUGAUGAAGAAAAAGGAUGGCGAAGCUGGUGAUGAUGAUCGUGAUGAGGAUGGACCUCGUGAACCAGAUCCUGAAGGAAGAGUUGAAAAAUACAUUGGAGUUAAAGUGAAGGUCUCCUUUACUGGGCAAGGAGAAACCCAAUCCAUGAAACAAUUGUCCGGAGGUCAGAAAACUGUAGUUGCAUUGACACUGAUCUUCGCCAUCCAGCGAUGUGACCCUGCCCCAUUCUAUCUGUUUGAUGAGAUUGAUGCAGCGUUAGAUCCUCAAUACAGAACAGCUGUCGGAAAUAUGAUUCGCAGGCUAGCUGACAUGGCCAAUACACAGUUCAUCACUACCACGUUCCGGCCGGAGCUCGUUAAAGUCGCAGAUAAGAUAUAUGGCGUGACGCACAAAAACAGGGUGAGCCAUGUGAAUGUGGUUUCGAAGGAGGAGGCUCUUGACUUCAUCGAGCAUGAACAGACGAACAACAACUAAUAAAUAAUAGGUAAUAAUAGGCAGGUAACAAUCAUAGGACCCGGAUCUAUCCAUCUUGUUGUAUAUGUAUUAACUUGUUACACUGAAAUAUGGCUUUAUAUUGCAUGUUAUUAUGUAUGGGCUGUGUGCGGUUACCAGCUACUGGGAAUGUAAUAUUGUGAACUAGAAAAGGUGUUUCGGGCCUUAACAUGGUCAUGUGCAUGCGCAGGUAGGCAUUGUAGUGUAGUUUGCAGCGUGCAGGUUCUUCGUUACAUAUUUGGUUGAACAAAACAAGUGAAGUUAAUAUCCUGAUGUUACUGCUGUUAUUAACGCACUGCUUCCAAGCUAGUGGACUUAAAACACAUUUUAUCUCUAAUCAUCCACUUGCAAUUCGGUGAGACUAGAGAUUAA